Messenger RNA from Drosophila eugracilis, 694 nucleotides. It is a transcript of the gene mRpL50, whose product is annotated as 39S ribosomal protein L50, mitochondrial. Gene Ontology annotation, cellular component: mitochondrial large ribosomal subunit; mitochondrion. The record is from RefSeq and is a predicted model, not a curated record. The coding region runs from base 17 to 610 and encodes 197 amino acids. Lineage: Eukaryota; Metazoa; Arthropoda; Insecta; Diptera; Drosophilidae. The transcript is spliced from 3 exons.
UUUGGUUUAUUUUUAUAUGGUCACACGCGGUUUACUAAUGGCAGCAGCGACUUUACGUAAAACCCCAAUAAUUGUGGGAUGCCUGCAGAGGAGUUUUGCCUCCACUGCCAAGGCUGCAAAGAGGAAGCCCAUUAAGACUGUGUCAUUAUCUGCAGUAGGCGAAUCAAUUGCCGCCAAGGGUUUCCUGCGUCCUCACAAGCCGUAUUCACCACCUAAAGAUGCAGCCAAACGUAUACGCAAUUUAGCCUCCUCCCUCCAGUUGAAAAAUGAUGAAUUGGGAAAUCUUUCCGAGAAGUUCAAGUUCUUAAAUGCGUGCUUUCAGGAGCUACAGCAUGGAGUGCCCAACUCCCAGGUUCAUGAACUGCGCACCAUCAGUGAUGUUAUAGCCUUCUACGAGACACCUGUGGACACAACAGUUCCAUAUGAUGCACUGAAGCGCGUUGAACUGCCGGAGAAUUUGCAUAUCCAGUACGAGUACUUGCGCUUCAAUCCCGAAACAGAUACCAAAUUCGGCGGCAAGACGGCCUUCCCCAAGAGUUCAACGCUGGUUACGGGACUUAAAUACCGCUCAAAAUACGAAGGGCACGAAGCCAAGCGAUCUUGGCCUUAAAAUAUCCCAUUUGUUAGUUGUUAACAUUUUACUUUUAUUAAAUUUCUGGUGUUUAUCAGAUCUCGCCUACCGUUCAGAUUUAAA